GAGACACAAUGGAAGUCGCUAGAAUGCUGACGGUGGCGGGCGUGGGGAUGCUGCUGGCCCUUGUUUUGGUGUCAGCGCAUUAUGACAAUGGACACAAGACAGGACAGUUUGAUCCGGCCGCGAUGUGCACCAACUCCACCGACAGCGGGGAGUGCUUGAGGAGGGUCGAGGUCUGCCGCAACAUGCACCGUGAGUCGAACAAGCGAGAGCGAAUGGUGCAGACGAUUAUAAACUGCGCCCAACAACUCGACAUUAAAACGCUGCCUUCGUUCGAUUCCUCUCAGGAUCCAUCGGAGAGUUCGUACAUGCGUUUCCGAGCCUGGAUGCGCGCCCAUCCCGAGGAGAAAAGGAGACUGUUUGCCUGCGCUCACCAGGGGCUUUUCACGCCCGACGGCCACCCGAACCGAACGGCGCUGGUCGACCGAGUGUUGGCCGUUCUGGGAGACGAGGAGCAAGAACUUCGAACCGCCAUCGUUAACAACAUCAAAACAUGCCCGGCGAACACGCGCCGCGAGUAUUUCCGUUGUGUAUUCAUGGCUUGCGUAACUCCUUAAAGACACCACCCCCCCCUUGAGGAGAUGAGGACCCCCCCCCCAGCCAUCGAGAAACGAGGGAUACCUACCCCCUCCUACUCCCCCUCCCCCUCCUUCGCACUCCCCUACAUUCUACCCCCCUCCCCACCCCCACCCAACCUACCCACUCUUU
Penaeus chinensis is the source of this 705-nucleotide messenger RNA. RefSeq lists its product as uncharacterized. The record is from RefSeq and is a predicted model, not a curated record. The coding region runs from base 9 to 554 and encodes 181 amino acids. The transcript is spliced from 6 exons. Lineage: Eukaryota; Metazoa; Arthropoda; Malacostraca; Decapoda; Penaeidae.